Messenger RNA from Striga asiatica, 1489 nucleotides. The record is from the annotation of a GenBank genome assembly. Lineage: Eukaryota; Viridiplantae; Streptophyta; Magnoliopsida; Lamiales; Orobanchaceae.
AUGGGUGAUGAUACUUUCAACGACAAGUUACUGACUGACAAGCUCUCGAAACUCAACAGUUCACAGCAAAGCAUAGAAUCUGUGUCGAAGUGGUGCAUAUCUCACCGCAAAAAGGCCAAGCAAGUGGUUGAAACAUGGGAAAAGCUAUUCAAAUCUGCACAGUCCCAGCAGCAAGUUUCCUUUUUAUACUUGUCAAAUGACAUCCUGCAAAAUAGUAGGCGGAAGGGCAAUGAAUAUGUGAAUGAAUUCUGGAAGGUUCUUCCGGCAGCUCUCAAGGGUGUUUAUGAUGGUGGCAAUGAGAACUGCAGAAAAGUUGCCUUACGACUGGUUGACAUCUUUGAAGAAAGAAAAGUAUUUGGGUCUAGGGGUCAAAAUCUUAAAAGUGAAGUAUUGGGUGAAAAUCCAUCUCCAGCGAACAUCGUGAAGAGCUCAAAUCCUAUCAAGGUGGUGAAGAGAGAUGCCACCUCCUUGAGAGUUAAAUUGGCUGUCGGAGGUUUGCCCGAGAAAAUAUUAACUGCUAUGCAGUUGGUUCAAGAUGAAGUUGCCAAUGAAGAAACAGCCUUAAUCAAAUGCCAUGAUGCUGUUUCUUGCGUACGGGAAAUAGAGAAAGAUGCUGUAAAUGCUUCUCGUCAAGGAAAUAUGCAGGCUGAAGUGAUAUAUAAUAUAGAGAAACAGGAGAAUAUGAUUCAGCAGUGCAUUAGUGAACUCGAAAAGUCUGAAGAAAUUAGAGUUGCACUAGUUUGUCAGCUUAAGGAAGCUCUUCAGGAUCAAGAAUCGAAACUCGAGCAGAUUCGUAGUGAGUUACUUGUUGCUCGAGGCCAGAUUCAGCAAGCAGCCAACAUUCGGCUCCGGCUAACCUCUGGCCCACCAUUAAUCAACCAGCCGGCCGGAAACCCGUCCCCACCACCACCACCUCCGGCCACCACCCAUUCACCGUUCUCAGCCUCCGCUGAUGAGGACAGCAAGAGAUCCGCUGCUGCUGCCGUGGCCGCCAAGCUGGCGGCCUCGACUUCCUCUGCCCAGAUGCUCACCUCGAUUCUCUCAUCCCUCGUGGCCGAGGAAGCUGCUUCUGUGAACGUGGGCCUUAAGAGGCCCAGGCUCGAGCCCGAGGGCCCGCCAGGCCCAUCACCCUAUUUCACGAGCAUGCCACCUGGCACGAUGAUGAUGCAGGCAGUUUCUCAAGUUCAAACCCAACCUUUCAUGCCGCCACCUCAGCCUCCGGCGCCACCACUUGUGCCUUUUAGUUACGGGCCGGGUUCUUUUGCUUUGGCACCCGGCCCGCUAGGUCAGCUGAGUCAGCCGGUGGGGCCCCAGCAGGGGCAGCCGCCGGCAAGUGGAGGCUAUUUUAGGCCGGUUGGGGCAGGGUUCUACGGGCAGCCGCCCACCACACCGCCGGUACACCGCCAGUGAGAAUGUAAUCUGACAUUUUUGUACAUUUACAGGAUAGGUAAUAUAUGGGUAGAAAGUAGAAACUGUAGNUUUCAGUUUU